Merops nubicus (carmine bee-eater) is the source of this 2154-nucleotide messenger RNA. RefSeq names its product dynein, cytoplasmic 1, light intermediate chain 2 (gene DYNC1LI2). The transcript has 12 exons. NCBI's taxonomy places the organism in Eukaryota, Metazoa, Chordata, Aves, Coraciiformes, Meropidae. Gene Ontology annotation, biological process: microtubule cytoskeleton organization; microtubule-based movement. The record is from RefSeq and is a predicted model, not a curated record. Gene Ontology annotation, cellular component: cytoplasmic dynein complex; centrosome. Gene Ontology annotation, molecular function: dynein heavy chain binding. The annotation marks the transcript as partial.
AGCGAACGUGGCCGGGUGGGUGCGGGCAGAUCCGCUGAGCUCAUCGGUGCGUUCUGCGUGUGCCCGCGGCCCCGGCGUGUCCGGCUGACAACGCGGUGCCGGUUUUCUAGGUCCUCGAUACUGAGUGAAGUUUCUACCCGGUCAAGAUCUAAGCUGCCAUCGGGCAAGAAUAUUCUUGUUUUUGGUGAUGACGGUUCAGGUAAAACCACACUUAUGGCUAAAAUACAGGGAGCAGAGCAUGGCAAGAAAGGAAGAGGGCUGGAAUACCUGUAUCUAAAUAUUCACGAUGAAGACAGAGAUGAUCAUACUCGCUGCAACGUUUGGAUUCUGGAUGGCGACUUAUACCAUAAAGGGCUAUUGAAGUUUGCAGUUUCUGCAGAAUCCCUGCAAGACACCAUUGUAGUCUUUGUUGCAGAUAUGUCUAGACCUUGGACUGUUAUGGAGUCUUUACAGAAAUGGGCCAGUGUCUUACAAGAACAUAUUGAUAAGAUGAAAAUCCCUCCAGAAGAGAUGAGAGACAUGGAACAGAAGUUUAUAAAGGAGUUUCAAGAGUAUGUAGAACCAGAAGAAGGCUAUCAAGGAUCACCACAGAGAAGAGGCCCUUCUUCUGGCCAAGAGGAUGAACAUGUUUCCUUGCCACUUGGAGAAAAUGUGCUGACUCACAACCUGGGUAUUCCUGUGCUGGUAGUUUGUACAAAAUGCGAUGCAGUGAGUGUACUAGAGAAGGAGCAUGAUUACAGAGAGGAGCACUUUGACUUCAUUCAGUCACACAUCCGUAGAUUCUGCUUACAGUAUGGGGCUGCCUUGAUUUAUACAUCAGUUAAGGAGGAAAAGAACCUUGAUCUGUUGUAUAAAUACAUUGUACAUAAAACAUACGGUUUUCAGUUUACCACACCUGCCUUAGUGGUAGAAAAGGAUGCAGUUUUUAUACCUGCCGGUUGGGACAAUGAAAAGAAAAUUGCCAUUUUACAUGAAAACUUCACAACAGUGAAACCUGAAGAUGCAUAUGAGGACUUCAUUGUAAAGCCUCCUGUAAGAAAGUUAGUCCAUGAUAAAGAGCUGGCAGCAGAAGAUGAACAAGUAUUUCUAAUGAAGCAACAGUCAUUCCUUGCCAAACAGCCAGCAACGCCUACAAGAGCAUCAGAAUCUCCUGCAAGAGGCCCUGCAGGAUCCCCAAGAACUCAAGGCAGAGCUGGUCCCACCAAUGUACCCAGUGCCUCACCAAUAACAUCGGUUAAGAAACCAGAUCCAAAUAUUAAAAAUAAUGCUGCAAGUGAAGGCGUCUUGGCUAGUUUCUUUAACAGCCUCUUGAGCAAAAAGACUGGCUCACCUGGGAGUCCUGGUGCCGGAGGAGUGCAAAGUACAGCCAAGAAAUCAGGACAAAAAACAGUUUUGACAAAUGUUCAGGAGGAACUGGAUAGGAUGACUCGCAAGCCAGACUCAAUGGUAACAACAAACUCUCCUCCAACAGAGAACGAAGCUUGAUAGCGCAUAAAAACUGCAUAUGUACAUGACCAAAUAACUAUGUAUAUUGAUCUGAUAAGACCAGGAAUUUUCUGCUAUGGCAGAUGCUACCAGAUUUCUUGGGGCAGGGGAAAUGAGCUUACUAUGUCAUUGCCUUGUCCCAGUAAAAGUGCACAUUCAGGAAGUUUGCAUACAAAAUCCCUCUGUAUAAGAUAACCAUUUAGAGUUUAUAUAGGGCAAUUCUUUUGGUUUUGGAGGUAAGCAGGUGCAGCUGCAUUUCCUGUUGUGAAGAACACAGAAGCAAAAUGGAGAAUUCAUAUUAAAAUACUACUACUGAUGCACACAAGGCAAGAAAGAGAAAAUCCUCUUUCAGAGUUACUGGAAUUGGCUAUUUGUACGUUUGCAAAUGCAUUCUAUUCUUGGAAAGGUGGUGGUGGUGAUGGUGUAACAGAGCAUUAAUUAGGUGAAAGAAGCCUAGGCAGGGAAUGGAGCCCUGAAAUGGGAAACGGGUUUGGGACAGUGAGAAACUAGAAUGUUGGAUUGACUGGAGAGGAGCAACGUUGUUAAAUCCUAUGUUUCACAUACGGUAAAUAAUCACUGUUUUAAAAAGACUACUUUACGUUGGAGAGUUCCAGGCCAAACACUAAACAUCAUGGGAAUUUAUCCUUGUUAUAAAUCUUGUUUUAGUUU